This is a messenger RNA of Pocillopora meandrina, 570 nucleotides long. NCBI's taxonomy places the organism in Eukaryota, Metazoa, Cnidaria, Anthozoa, Scleractinia, Pocilloporidae. The record is from the annotation of a GenBank genome assembly.
AUGCCUUGUUGUAAAACCACUUGUACAUGGGCCCAGAACCUCAAGGUUGGUCCUGAAUAUCGACAGUAUACAGUACAGCUGGUUCGUGAAAUUGGUUGCGUUUGUGAAGGGUACCGUAUCUACGUUAAUGGACAUGAACUGGAGCAUCAUGGAUUGACUUACAAUCCAUGUAGCCCUCUUUGCUUUGGUGGCGGACAGUACGAGUGGGAACAAGAUGGUCAUUCAUUCAUUCUCGUUUUCAAUUCGUUGUCGUGGACGAACUACUUUGGAGGUUUUCGCCUAUUCAUAGAUGGCACAGAUGUGAAUACUGGGCGUGAAUUUUCGUCGUUUUGGCGGCGCCGUGGGUUGCAAGUUAUGUUCGCUGGCCUAGUGUUGCUGUUCUUGGGUACAACUUUAUCAUUGAUAUUUCAUUAUGCACUUUCUAGGCGAACGCAUUUAAUUGCUGUCGGCUAUGCUUUCUUUAUUACUGGUGUGGUUUAUAUUUUGCUCGGGCUCAUUCCAGUCUUUCGAUUCCGAAAACCACGGUAUGACAGGGCUGCCGCAGUGGAGUACACAGCUAACACAGUGUGA